Molecule: messenger RNA, 2076 nt
Organism: Amorphotheca resinae ATCC 22711
Lineage: Eukaryota; Fungi; Ascomycota; Leotiomycetes; Helotiales; Amorphothecaceae
Exons: 7
Coding region: 1-2076 (691 amino acids)
Biological process (GO): protein phosphorylation; intracellular signal transduction
Cellular component (GO): cytoplasm
Molecular function (GO): ATP binding; protein serine/threonine kinase activity
Source: RefSeq, a predicted model, not a curated record
AUGACUUCGUUCGCAGGUGAUUGUGAGAAAUCAGGUCAUGAAGGGGAUAUUGCGAAGAAGGAGGCCCAACUGGGGAUUCUGCCUUCACAUGGCCUUUCCCUAGAUGUUCCCGGCACUACGGAGAGUGGAAGACCUCCUCAAGUUCAGUACCUCUCCACUCCAGCCUACCACAGCCCGCUCAGACAUCACCGGCGCAAUGCUUCCCAGCACCGAGAAGUAAAGGAAACUUUGAACGCACGGUCCGAAUAUACAAAUAACGAGGAGGAUGGCAAAGCAGAGCACCACCUCAAUCAGUAUUUGAUCAAGGAUGAGAUUGGACGAGGCUCGUUCGGAGCCGUACACCUCGCAGUCGACCAGUAUGGGAAGGAAUAUGCAGUCAAGGAGUUCUCGAAAUCUCGAUUACGAAAGAGAGCACAGUCUAAUAUACUCCGAAGACCACAAAGCGUGAGGCCGCCGGGGCAUCUAGCUGCAGGAGUCGGUCUCAAUGCUCCUUUACAUCGGCGCUCAGCCUCCACGAUUCAAGAUGGCGAAGAGCAAGGCAAUCCUUUAUAUCUAAUCAAGGAAGAGAUUGCGAUCAUGAAGAAACUCAAUCAUCCGAAUUUAGUCUCACUGAUAGAAGUUCUGGACGAUCCAGAGGAAGAUUCGUUGUAUAUGGUCUUAGAAAUGUGUAAGAAAGGUGUCAUCAUGAAAGUAGGUCUCAAUGAAAAGGCAGAGCCUUAUGAUGUCGAAAGUUGCAGAUGCUGGUUUCGGGAUCUUAUACUGGGGAUCGAAUACCUUCAUGCUCAAGGCAUUGCACAUCGAGAUAUUAAGCCUGACAACCUUCUCCUCACUGAGGAUGAUGUCCUCAAGAUUGUGGACUUUGGGGUUUCCGAGAUGUUCGAGAAGUCCUCGGAUAUGAUGACCGCCAAAUCUGCUGGAUCCCCGGCAUUUUUACCGCCGGAGCUUUGCAUCACUAAACAUGGAGACGUCUCUGGUAAAGCUGCUGAUAUUUGGUCCAUGGGUGUAUCCCUCUACUGCCUCCGAUUCGGCAAGAUCCCGUUUGAGCGUUCAGGGGUUUUAGAAUUGUAUGAGGCUAUAAGAAACGACCCUGUCGAGAUCGAGCCCGAUUGUGAGCCCGAAUUUGUAGAUUUGGUGAACAGGCUGCUCGAGAAGGAUCCAAAGAAGCGAAUCGUAAUGGCAGAAUUACGUGAGCAUCCAUGGGUUACCAAGAACGGUGAAGAUCCUCUUCUAUCUGCCGAGGAAAAUACAGCAGAUUUCAUCGAAUCGCCAAGCGACAUUGAAGUCAACCAUGCUAUUACGACGAAGAUGAGGAAUCUCAUUGUUCUGAUGAAAGCAGUCACAAAAUUUAAGAAUCUGAUUGAUAAGAAAAGACCAGCAGCGUUUGAUGAAACUUUAGGUAAAAAUGUUCGGACCCUCCAUCUUACUGAUGGAUCUGUCACCUCCGAACCUGCGCUGCAUAAAUCCAGAAGUGUCGAUUUAAGUGACCGGCGACAUGUCGAGGCUGCUUUAGCUGCCGAGGGCGUCCAUCAUGAUGUUUUCCCUGCUUCCAACACACUUUCAUCCAGUAAGGUAGAUUCAUCUGUUGUGAUGAUUGACUCUCUUGGCCCCAAAGGUCAGGAGGCGUCACCCCGUCACAGGAAGUAUAUAUCAGCCUCUAGCGAAGUGCAGGAACUUGGAUACUCAGACUCGCGCUCGGCAUCUUCUGGCGAGAAAGGCCAAGCACAUGAUCCCUUGUCGGAAGAGCCCCUCUUCCUUGGCAUUGGGACUGGCGGGGACAGUUCACUGGACCUGCCGCAGAUUGAGACUGUGGCUGAAUCUCCAACGGCAGCGGAAUUCAAUAUCUACGACGUUGCUUAUAAACAGGAAGUGGAGCGUAUCAGGUCGGAGCAGGGACAUCGUGCCACGGUUUACCUGAAUCGGAGAGUUGACAGCAUGAAAGAAUAUAUAACAGACGCUAGUAUAGUUGACGACCCAAAGACGUCUGAGGUUAAAGGAAUGCCUCAUGGAGGAUGGGGUCAGCUCAUUGAUCGCCUGAGGGAGAGAAAAUAUGAGCAGCAACCGAGUGAUGUAGCAUGA